Messenger RNA from Acaulospora colombiana, 2634 nucleotides. Lineage: Eukaryota; Fungi; Glomeromycota; Glomeromycetes; Diversisporales; Acaulosporaceae. The record is from the annotation of a GenBank genome assembly.
AAAUCAAAAGAUAAAGAAUUCCAACAACUUGUUGAAGAAACUGAGAAAUUUAAUAACUUGGUCAAAGAAGAUGUUGGAUCAAAAAGACAUCGGAAAACUGAAAAAGAAGAGGACGAGGAAUUACUUAUGGAUGAAGCAGACGAGUCGCCAGAUGUUACUCGUGUUUUUAACGAAUCACCAAGUUAUAUCAAAAAUGGUACCAUGAGGGAUUAUCAACUUCAAGGUUUAAAUUGGAUGAUAUCGCUUUUCGAAAAUGGGAUCAAUGGAAUUUUAGCAGACGAAAUGGGUCUCGGUAAAACCUUGCAAACAAUAUCGUUUCUUGGUUAUCUCAAACAUUUUCGUAACAUAUCUGGUCCACAUCUCGUUGUUGCACCCAAGUCAACACUAAAUAAUUGGGCAAAAGAGUUUAACAUGUGGAUGCCGGACUUUCAUGUAGUAGUUCUAUUAGGCAACAAGAAUGAGAGGGCGCAGAUAAUCGAGGAUAGGUUAAUGACUAAGGAUUUCCAAAAUGAGAAUUCAAUGCUUUCUCAGAUUGUCAGAGUCUUCAAAUCACGGAAUCGACUACUGAUCACAGGCACACCGCUCCAAAACAAUCUUCAUGAAUUAUGGGCGUUGUUAAAUUUUCUUUUGCCUGAUGUAUUCAGUUCAUCCGAGGAUUUUGACUCAUGGUUUAAUUCCCAAGGUGGAGACCAAGACAGUGUCAUUCAGCAAUUGCACAAGGUUUUACGACCUUUUCUCCUUAGAAGAAUAAAAUCUGAUGUGGAAAAAUCACUGCUUCCCAAGAAAGAGAUAAACUUGUAUGUGGGUAUGUCAUCCAUGCAGAGAAAGUGGUAUCAAAGAAUUCUGGAAAAAGAUAUUGCUGCAGUUAACGUUGAGAAAGAGCCUGGUCCACCCUACACGACUGAUGAACAUAUUGUGGACAACGCAGGCAAAAUGAUUGUAUUGGAUAAAUUACUUAAACGACUGAAGGCUCAAGGAUCACGUGUUCUUCUCUUCAGCCAAAUGAGUCGUGUUCUUGAUAUCCUGGAAGAUUAUUGUAUAUUUCGAGGAUUCGAAUACUGUCGAAUUGAUGGACAGACGAAACAAGAAGAUCGUAUAACUGCUAUUGACGAAUACAAUGCACCGGAAAGCAAAAAAUUUAUUUUUUUACUCACAACUCGUGCUGGGGGUCUUGGAAUUAAUCUUACCACGGCGGAUAUUGUGAUCCUCUAUGACAGUGAUUGGUGGGUAGAUUUGCAAGCUCAAGACCGCGCGCAUCGUAUUGGUCAGACGAAGCAAGUUUAUGUCUUUCGAUUUGUCACGGAGAAUGCUAUCGAAGAGAAAGUUCUGGAGAGAGCAGCGCAAAAGUUGCGUUUAGAUCAGCUUGUAAUUCAACAAGGUCGAUUGGUUCAAUCGCAGAAAGCUGCCAGCAAAGAAGAGUUAUUAACCAUGAUUCAGCAUGGUGCUGAGAGUAUAUUUAAUUCCAAUGAUAGUACCGUGACGGAUGAUGACAUUGAACUAAUACUGCGUAAGGGCGAAGAGAAAACAGUAGAGCUUAAUAUGAAAUAUCAGAGCCUUGGCCUGGAUGAUUUACAAAAUUUCACCUCGGAAUCUGCCUAUCAGUGGCAAGGAGAGGAUUGGAGUAAUAAGCGCAAAGAUCACAGUUCGCGAUUUAAUUGGAUUGAGCCUCCGAAACGUGAACGCAAGGUGAAUUAUGCAGUCGACUCUUAUUAUCGAGAAGCGCUACGAGUUACGGCAAAACCAACUCAGCCUAAAACUCCACGAGCGCCAAAACAAAUCACCAUGUUGUUCUACCCACCGCGUUUGAUUGAGUUGCUGAAAAAGGAGAUGUACUAUCAGCAAGUUGCGGGAUACAAGGUUGCAUUGGCCGAACCUCAGAGUGAAGAGGCAGAUGACUUGGAAUUGAGGGAACAGGAACGUCAGGAAGAGCAGGAUAAAAUUGAUAAUGCUGAGGCUCUGACAGAAGAGGAAGAAGCUGAAAAGGAGGGUCUAAUGGAAAACAUUUUUGAAGAUUGGAGUAAACGUGAUUUUAAUAAUUUUGUAAGCGCAUCCGCAAAAUACGGAAGGAAUCAGCUUGAAGAAAUAGCAUCGGAAAUAGAAGGCAAAUCUUUCGAGGAAGUCAAAGCAUAUGCACAAGUAUUUUGGAAACGCUAUCGAGAACUACCUAACCACGAAGAAAUUGUUGCCAAGAUCACUAAAGGCGAAAGCAAAUUAGAACAAACACACGGAAUACAGGAACUACUUAAAACGAAAGUUGCGCAAUACCGAACUCCCGGGCAUCAAUUACAAGUUUCAAACCAAGCAAAGGGGAAGACGUUAUUUACUGAAGAGGAAGAUCGAUAUCUAUUAAUUGCUCUUGCAAAACAUGGAUACGGGACUGAAGACGUUUACGAGAAAAUAAGAAAUGAGAUUGAAAAUUCUGAUCUAUUCCGGUUUAAUUGGUUCAUCAAAUCGAGAACUUCGGGUGAAUUGGCCAGGAGAUGCACUACUCUCAUUAAUCUCAUACAGAAAGAACAUGGAGAAGAGGAAGUUUCCUCGCCGGCGCAGGUGCAAGAAGAGAAGAAGCGAAAGGCCGUUGGUGAUCAAUUCAUAAUCAGUAACGGUGUAAAUCCCCCGAAGCGUGGUCGACGUUGA